Diabrotica balteata is the source of this 225-nucleotide messenger RNA. NCBI's taxonomy places the organism in Eukaryota, Metazoa, Arthropoda, Insecta, Coleoptera, Chrysomelidae. The record is from the annotation of a GenBank genome assembly.
AUGUCUCAACCAAAUAUUAUUAAUAAACAAUAUUUUAAAAAUAAUGAAAGUUUGGCGGUCAGAGUUAAAAAAUUUCGUACAAAUUAUGGUCGGAAUUUUAAUUUAACUUCAGCAACUGUGAAGAGAGUAAUUGAAAAAUUAAGGAAGACUGGAUCAAUUGCUGACACUAACACCGAUCCGUCCAAAAAUAAGCCGAUCAAAGGUCAAUAUCAAAGCAGUGCAUAA